Messenger RNA from Rhizophagus irregularis DAOM 181602=DAOM 197198, 1539 nucleotides. RefSeq lists its product as uncharacterized. NCBI's taxonomy places the organism in Eukaryota, Fungi, Glomeromycota, Glomeromycetes, Glomerales, Glomeraceae. The record is from RefSeq and is a predicted model, not a curated record.
AGAAUUUGCUUUUCAUUUGGACUAAUACAUGCAUAUUAUUCAAGGUUAUUUUUAGUAAAUUAUAUAUAUGAUCUACGUAAGAAGGAAUUUCUAUGCAUGUAUCAUUCUAAGAAUGAUAUUUUAGGAUGUGAUUAUAAUUUUGAGAUAAAUAAGAGUGAAAUUUUGAUUAAUUAAUAAUUAUCCAUUUCAUCAACUCAGAUUAUAAUAAUAAUAAUGGAUAAUGUAACUACUUCCACCGUUUUUGACGUCUUUUUUAAUGGAGUGAUCCCAAUUAUUUAUGCUAUAACAUAUCAACUAACCAGUCAAAAAGCAAAAUGUCUAGUUGAAGAUUUUACCUCAUUUGGUCUAAUUCCGCUCGUACCAGUGUUAUACGCAAUUAGUCAAAAUGAACAGACAGGAAGUUUGAUAUUUGUGGGUUUAUAUGUGUUUAAUAUUAUUUUAUUCUUAAUAUUUAGAAUAAUUCUUCAUAAUUAUAAGGGACAUUUUAAAUGUAAUGAAACAAAACAUAUUAUAUUAACCAUAAUUUUCAUUAUCUACUUUGGAAUUUAUUAUUAUGUUCCUCUUCUUUCUGUGGAAAAUAUUGGUGAAAUGAUAUAUAAUUUUAGUUAUAUCACAUCUAAUGCAACGUUUAUUUUAUUUUGGCCUAUUGUUCUUUUGGUUUUAUUAGAAUCAAUGGCUAUUUUUCCUAAUGAAAAUAUAUCAUUAAUUAGUAUUAUUAUAUACAUAAUUUGGAAUUUAAAUUUUUAUAUAUCAAGUUUCAUAUAUUUGAUUUUAAUUCCAUCAAAUAGUAUUUUGAUCAAAGUUGUAUAUAGCAUUUUAUUGAUAGCAGGAAUACAUACUAUAUAUUUGGUAUCUGAAAUGAAUAUGGAAAUGAAAGGUUUAGUAAGAAUCAUUCUUUUCGCGUUACCAAAUGAUGAAUUAAAACUAGAAAUUAAGCUCAAUAAAAUUAUUGAGUAUGAAAUAAAACCUAGCUUGGAAUCAUUGUCAGAACUCUUGAAAUUACAAGGAUCUAAGCCAAUGCAAAUGGCUAUAUUUAAAUAUACUCUGGAAAAAAUAGAACCUGAAUUGAAUUUAUUGUCAGAACUCUUGGAAUUACAAGGAAAUGUAGAAAAUGGGCUGAGUAAAGAUAUAGAAAAACAAAUGAAAAAAUUAGAAGAAAUGGUCGAGAAAAUGAAAGAAGGUCAAGUAGAAUCAAUAUUACAACGAUUUGGAUCACUUGACACGGUUAUAAAACGAUGGAAAAAUAUAACAACAAAUUCGGAAGAAAAAUAUGUUGUUACCGUGAUUGAUAAAGCAGAAACAUUAGAAAGGAGGAUCGAUUGAUGGUUCCCCUCAAAGGAUAUAUCAUUCAAAUACAUUCCUUUUAUUACAUCGAUUAAAUCUAAAUUUGUAGCGUAGCAAUAAAGUCGUUUUGCUGCAAACGAUUUAAUUUUUUAUGAUUUCUAUGUCGAUUAAAUCAGAGAAUAAAUGUAAAUAAAAUGUGACAAAAAACAAAAUAUUUAAAAAAAGACUCAAUUGUGAAAAUUUAUUUAUUUGAUU